This is a messenger RNA of Drosophila sechellia, 4012 nucleotides long. RefSeq names its product terminal nucleotidyltransferase 5C. The transcript has 3 exons. Gene Ontology annotation, molecular function: poly(A) RNA polymerase activity; RNA binding. Gene Ontology annotation, biological process: mRNA stabilization. The record is from RefSeq and is a predicted model, not a curated record. Bases 1319 to 3997 code for a protein of 892 amino acids. Lineage: Eukaryota; Metazoa; Arthropoda; Insecta; Diptera; Drosophilidae.
GCUCGUCACAUGUUCGACACUCAAGUAGACCAAACACAGGGAGCUGUACAGUGCCCACCGAGAUCCGAUCGAACGCAGAGCAGCCGUUAGACAGACUAUUGACUGUAGCAACUCACCAGCAGUUCAGUUAAACUUGCACAAACUAAAAAUUCCCAUAAUCCAACCGGAAUAUCGCUCUUUUUAGCCAGGUGCUAGUGCAACUUUGUUCAGCCCUUUUUGCUGUCAAAUCGAAAAACCACAUUCUCGAAGCUUUUGGGCAAGCUUCCGCAAAACGAAACGAUCGAAACGCGUGGUCCGAAAACAACGAAGCAAAUACGGCAAGAGGCGAGCGAAAAAGUGAAAUUGAAAUAAUUCAAAAUCAAAAUCAAAUUCGAAGUCGAAAAUCGCAAAUCGCACAGUUGGAAGUUGAGUGAGCGAACGCGAGUGUUUGUGUGUGUGCGUAAGUGUCCCUCAGUGUGUGCAGUGCAACGGUAUCGUAAGACGAAAGGUAACGGUAACCGAGCAAUUGGGGUGUUAGCUGUCAGAAUCUGUGCGCAGAGAAAACCGAAAGUUUUGGCUUGUUACCUUGCCGUAGUAAUCCAAAAUCAAAACCGAAUACCGGAUUCACCAAUCGCCAUCCUGGCCCGCCCUUCGACUUUAGUUUAAGGCGCUCUGCCAGCGGUUCGCCGGAACGGUAAACUCCACCCACACCCUGCUGCCCGUCGUCGUUAGCAUACCGAUACCGAUAGCCCACCGCCGAUAGCGAUACUUUGGAAAAUCAUCAAUCCGUGCCCCACUUUAGCUAGGAUUCUGUUCGGUUUUAACCCUACGAAGAAGGAGCACCCGGCGGCAGAACCCGAAGCCGUUCUGCGUAAUUUUGGAUAAUGCGCGACUAGGCACAUGCUGUCCGAAUUGUUCAGGGGUAGCAAAACGAAGAACAGCAAUUUCGCCGAAAAGACGCAGUUAAAAAAAGAGUUAGCAAGUGAGAAACAACAUUCGUGAAUUUCGUGAUUAAAAACAUUUCAAAAGGUGUACAACAAAAGCUCAUUUAAUAUAAAAAUAAAAAGAACGCAAGCGAAAUAUACAAAAUAUAAUAUCGCAGCGCGCCAACAACAAAACGUGGCACCACCAACUAAAAACACAAAAAAAGCUCAACGAAAACGAGAGCGAAUGCGCGCGCGCGAGUGAGACAGCCAGAUAAGCGGAGACAAGAGCGACAACAACAAAACACAAGCGCAAGCACGAUCCAAAAGCCAAUUGCGCACGGAACGUAGAACGCAGAGAACUAACGGAACUAUAGAAGCGCAGCACGGAUAACAGUUAACAGGGCAAUCCAAAAAUGGUAAACAAGAAGGCGGACAAGGACAAGGAGAGGCAGCAAGAGGCAAUGUUGCCGGCGGCGGGCAAGAAUAGCAGCAACAUUGAAAACAGCAACAAACUUAGCAACAACAACAAUAACAACAAAGACAACAACAACAACAAAACAAACAAGGGCCAAAACACAAAGCCCAACAGCAAUAACAACAGCGGCAACAAGAAAAAGAAUGCAGGCAAAGGCAAUCAGCAGCAGUCGCAGCGCAGCGGCAAGAAAGCGAAGCCGCAACGCCAACAGAUAUUCCUGCAGUCGCUGCCACGCGACAGCAGCAACUACAGAUGCAACAGCUUCAGAAACAGCAUCGACAUAAACAGCAACAGCAGCAACAUGAGCAGCAACAGCAACAUGAGCAGCAAGAGCAGCAGCAACAUGAGCAGCAACAGCAGCAACAUCUCGGACACAUUGGCAACAUUGGACAGUGGUGUGGGAAAAAUGAAUCCCGCUGAACUGCUGACAGCCGCCUUGGCCGUGCCCUGUGCCAAAUGCUCCAAGCCAUCGAUGAUCUCCGGCCUGACCACCGCCGUAACCGCAUCCACAGCCUCCGCAUCCGCAUCCACCUCCUCCGCUUCAGCCUCCUCCUUCUCGUCGUCGUCAACCAGUUCCGGAUCGGAGACCGCCAGCAAUCACAGCGAUCUCCAUUACCCGGAGCCGGUUGUCUACUCCGCCAAGCAGUAUCGCAAGUCCAAGUCCUACAUGGGCGUAUCCCAGUACAACAGCUCACAGAAUGGCCAACAAGCGGGUCGGGGGCCCAAUACCGCUGGCGGUGGUAAUGGAAACCACGUGGCCUACAGACGUUCCCACAGCGAUCGACGCAACUCGUUCGAUCGCAGCUUCGCCGAAAGGAAUCGCGACUUUGUGCCCAUCGUCCCACCGCCGCGUCCGGUCCUGUCCUCCUCCAACAUCGCCGGAGUCAUGGCCAGCACCACCAAGCUGACGAUCAUAGAGCGGCUCGGCAAAGGACGUCUCGCGUAUCCCAUAAUGCAGUGCGGGACACUAGACGGAGCCGAACCGUUGUAUCAUCAACAGCGCAGCAACAGAAUGGACGUCUACCAGAUCGACGAUGGAUUCCACUCGGACGGCGGCACCGAGACUCCGCCGCCGUCACCCAGUUCUGGGUCAUCGAUCGCCUCGACCUCGGACCACGGAUCGCUGGAGAGCGUGGACACUGGGGGGACGCAGCGGCUGGCCGUGCUAUCGUUCGAGCAGGUGAGCAAGCUGCACGACGUCAUGGACGAGAAGGUGGCCAUCCAUGGGCGCGGCAACUUUCCCACACUGGAGGUGACGCUCAAGGACCUGGUCAACCUGGUGCGCCGCAAGCUGGAGGCGGAGGUGAACGCCGGCGGCGCCGGGGUGUUAGUUAAGGACAUCCGUCUCAACGGCGGGGCAGCUAGUCAUGUUUUAGCCAGCGAGGAUCAGCCGUACAAUGACCUGGACCUGAUAUUCGCCAUCGAGCUGAGUUCGCCACGCGUCUUCGACCGCGUCAAGGUGGCGGUGCUCAACACCCUGCUGGACUUGAUGCCCGAGGGCGUCUGCAAGCGCCGCAUAUACACGUGCUCCCUGAAGGAGGCCUACGUGGGCAAGAUGGUCAAGGUGAACAACAACAAUGACGGCGACCGCUGGUCGCUCAUAUCGCUGGGCAACUCGCCGGGCCACAAGAACGUCGAGCUGAAGUUCGUGGACACGAUGAGGCGCCAGUUCGAGUUCUCGGUGGACUCGUUCCAGAUUGUGCUGGACUCGCUGCUGCUCUUCUACGACUGCGCCGCUCUGCCCAUCUCGGAGAACUUCUAUCCAACGGUGGUCGGCGAAUCGGUCUACGGGGACUUCCAGGAGGCACUCUACCACUUGCAAAAGAAACUGAUCUCAACGCGUCAGCCGGAGGAGAUACGAGGCGGCGGCCUGCUCAAGUACUGCAAUCUAUUGGUGCGCAACUACAAGGCCGUCGACUCGCAGCUCAUCAAGACCCUGGAGCGCUACAUGUGCUCGCGCUUCUUCAUCGAUUUCCCGGACAUCAAUACGCAGACCACCAAGCUGGAGGCCUACUUGCGUAACCAUUUCUGGGGCGUCGAUGAGGAACCGCUGCAGUAUCAGUACCUGAUGCAUUUACGCGAGGUAGUCGAGAUGUCGACGGUCUGUCUAAUGGGCCACGAGCGGCGCCAGUCGCUCCAUCUAAUCCAGUCGCUGGCCGCUCAGGUGCUCUUCAACAAGCAGGAGAAGCAGCAGCAGCAGCAGGCCCAGGAGAAGUACCAGCAGCAACAGCAGCAGCAGCAUCAGCAAAACCAGCAGCAGCAGCAGCACCAGCAGCAGCAACAGCAGCAGCGUCAGCAUCAGUUCCUUGACCCAGCGCAGCAGCAACAGCAGCAGCAGCAGACACAGACGCAACAGCAGCAGCCGCAGCAGGCAGCUACCCUGACCCUUGUCCCGCAGGCGCCGCCCACGGGCCAGGCGCAGACCAUCUAUGUGCAACAGGCCGCCCCAGCCGCCGUGUGCUGCACGAGCAGCGCGGAUCAGACGGCGACAGCGGCACCACAGACCAUACAGAUACAGGCCGGUCCGCCGGGACUCAUCUAUGCCAACGGCGUCUACUAUGCACCUGUGAUCCCCAGCACCAUCUGCACGUGCAACUCCACCUGGCUGAGCACGUGAUUAGGACGGCAGGAG